AUGGAGGUCGAAUCGGAUCCAGAUCACCGUCUGGACCUGACCGAUCCCACGGCCACUUUGCUGCCAAGCCGUGCAUUAGAUCGGCCACACGUCGGCGCGGUUAUCUGCGCAGGCGCCGAGGCCGGCCAGACAGAGCCGUUGAGAGUGCGCCGUGACGGAAAGACUGGCCACAUUUUCGCAGGCCAGUCAACUUGGCCUCACAUAAAAGGGCUGAGCGGUCGGUGGAACCGAAAACCAGCGAUCCGGUGCAGAUCUCGAAGCGCCGACCUCUCAUUCACGCACAAGUGGCCGGGCCCGUCUCUGAAGUUUUGCCUCGCCGUCGCCCUCGCCUUCGCCGUCUCCCUCGCCCUCAUUCUCAACUUUAAAUUCGCCCUCGCCUUCUUUCUCGACUUUACCUUCGCCUUCGCCUUCGCCCUCGCUUUCACUAUCAACUUUACCUUCGCCUUCGCCCUCACCAUCGUCCUCGCCCUCGUUUUCUCUUUCGACCUCGCCCUCGCCCUCACCUUCGCCUUUGCCGUCUUCCUCACCCUCAUUCUCGAAUUUAACUUCGCCCUCGCCUUAGCUCUAGCCGUCUUUCUCGCCCUCAAUCUUGAC
Molecule: messenger RNA, 594 nt
Organism: Protopolystoma xenopodis
Lineage: Eukaryota; Metazoa; Platyhelminthes; Monogenea; Polystomatidea; Polystomatidae
Source: the annotation of a GenBank genome assembly